ACGUAAAAGGCAUCUUGCGUCCAUCCAACUUUCUUCCUUUCGGUUUAUCAGACGAGAACAGCAAGCGUCAUGGGUGUGGAGUCGAUGGACCUGGACCGCGAUGUGACGGUGUUUCUGAGAGAGCAGCGGGCAAAAGCUCCCCAAGAGUUGAGAGAGUUUUACACAACAUUUGAAGAUUUGUAUGACAAAAAACUAUGGCAUCAACUGACGAAUGCGCUGGAGAGUUUUGUCGCGCAGCCGUCCUCUGGGUCUCACCUAUUUGCUCUGUACGAGAACUUCAUCGUGGACUGGGAGAAGAAAAUGAACCAGCUUAGUCUGGUUAGAUUUGUUACAAGAGCCAGCAGAGAGCUCCGAGAUCCCAAGGAAUCGCUGGCUUUUUUGACCAACCAAGCAGACAAGCUCAAGGAAAAGGCUGAUUCCAAGGACGCUUAUGUACUGGCCACCAUGGAAGCGGCUCAUUACAAGCGUGCGAUAGGAGAUUUGGAGGGUUGUAAGGCGGCGAUUGACGAGUGUGAGAAGAUAUUGGACGAACUUCCUGUGACCGAGCCAGUGAUAAAUGCGAGCUUCUAUCGUGUUGCUGCUGAUUAUUACAAGGCGAAAAUGGCCUACCCGCAAUACUACCACAAUGCCUUACUAUUCCUGUCAUCGGUCUCCUUGGAGGAGUUGAGCGAUUUGGAGAAACAGGAGCGCGCAUAUGAGCUUGCAAUUAGUGCACUUCUUGGCGAAGGCGUGUACAACUUUGGGGAAUUGCUUCAGCAUCAAAUCUUGGAUAGUCUGAAGGGCACAGGAUAUGACUGGCUCAGGCACAUGCUCUUCUGCUUCAAUGGUGGCGAUAUGGACGCUUUCGAGAAAAUCAGCCGAAGUGGUGACUUUUUGAAGCAGCCCCUUCUUGUCAGUUCGAUUCCAUUCCUCCGCCAAAAACUGUGCUUGAUGACCCUUAUUGAGGCCGUAUUCAAGCGGAGUAAGGAGUCCCGGGGACGCAUGACUUUUGCCGCGAUCUCACAAGAAACCAGGGUGUUAAUUGAGGAGGUGGAACAUCUGGUGAUGAAAGCAUUGAGUUUAGGGUUGAUCAAAGGAAAGAUUGAUGAGGUGGAUCAGAUCGUGAUGGUAACCUGGGUGCAGCCACGAGUUUUGGACAAGACUCAAAUUGGAACCAUCCGCGACAGGCUUGGGGAAUGGUCAGAUAAAGUGAAGGAGCGAGUCAUAUCACUCGAGGGGGCGGAGGGUGCAGCAGAGGUGUUUUUCCAAUGAUGGUUGAAACUCAAAAAAAUACAAAUGACGUUGCAACUA
Spizellomyces punctatus DAOM BR117 is the source of this 1290-nucleotide messenger RNA. RefSeq names its product proteasome regulatory particle lid subunit RPN9. The record is from RefSeq and is a predicted model, not a curated record. Gene Ontology annotation, cellular component: nucleus; cytosol; proteasome regulatory particle, lid subcomplex. Gene Ontology annotation, molecular function: structural molecule activity. Gene Ontology annotation, biological process: ubiquitin-dependent protein catabolic process. The transcript is spliced from 7 exons. The coding region runs from base 70 to 1251 and encodes 393 amino acids. NCBI's taxonomy places the organism in Eukaryota, Fungi, Chytridiomycota, Chytridiomycetes, Spizellomycetales, Spizellomycetaceae.